Messenger RNA from Pedinophyceae sp. YPF-701, 1434 nucleotides. The record is from the annotation of a GenBank genome assembly. Lineage: Eukaryota; Viridiplantae; Chlorophyta; Pedinophyceae.
AUGAGCACGCAGGAGUACAUCGACACCCACAACCUGACCAAGAAGGUCGAGCAGGUCAUCAAUGAGGUCUGCAAGGCCAAGGCCGACGAGCCCUGCUCGUACCUGGCCCGGGCGCUCCUGAAGAUGUCGCCGCCCGAGAUCGUGGCGAUCAAGGGCCGCCAGGUCAUCGACUCGCGCGGGAACCCCACCGUGGAGGCCGAGGUGACGACGCACAAGGGCACGUUCCGCGCCAUCGUCCCGUCCGGCGCCUCGACGGGCAUCUACGAGGCCGUCGAGCUCCGCGACGGCGACAAGUCGUGCUUCUCGGGCAAGUCCGUGUACAAGGCCGUGGACAACAUCAACAAGGAGAUCGCCCCGGCCCUCAAGGGCAAGGACCCCCGGAACCAGAAGGAGAUUGACGACGCGAUGAUCGCGCUCGACGGCACGGACAACAAGGGCAAGCUCGGCGCGAACGCCAUCCUCGCGGUCUCGAUGGCCGUCUCCAAGGCCGGCGCCGAGGAGAAGGGCGUGCCGCUGUACCGCCACCUCGCGGACCUCGCCGGCAACGGCAAGCUCGUGCUGCCGGUGCCGUCGUUCAACAUCAUCAACGGCGGCUCGCACGCCGGCAACGGCCUGGCCAUGCAGGAGUUCAUGAUCCUCCCCACCGGCGCGUCGUCCUUCUCGGAGGCCAUGCGCAUGGGCUGCGAGGUGUACACCAACCUGAAGAAGCUGAUCAAGGACAAGUACGGCCAGGACGCGUGCAACGUCGGCGACGAGGGCGGCUUCGCGCCCAACAUCGGCAACAACGAGGAGGGUCUCAACCUGGUGAACGAGGCCAUCGCGGCGGCCGGCUACACGGGCAAGGUGAAGAUCGGCAUGGACGUGGCGGCGUCGGAGUUCCAGACGGAGGACAAGAUGUACGACCUGGACUUCAAGAACCAGCCCAACGACGGGUCGCAGAAGAAGACCCCCGACGAGCUGGUCGACAUGUACAAGGGCUUCUGCGAGAAGUUCCCGGUGGUGUCGAUCGAGGACCCCUUCGAGCAGGACGACUGGGAGCCGACGAAGAAGCUCACGGACCUCGGCCUGUGCCAGGUCGUCGGCGACGACCUGCUCGUGACCAACCCCACGCGCGUGCGCAAGGCCAUCGAGUCGGGCGCGUGCAACGCGCUCCUGCUCAAGGUCAACCAGAUCGGCACCGUGUCGGAGUCGAUCGAGGCCGUGCGCAUGUCGAAGGAGGCCGGCUGGGGCGUCAUGGCCUCGCACCGCUCGGGUGAGACGGAGGACACCUUCAUUGCGGACCUGGCCGUCGGCCUGUCGACGGGGCAGAUCAAGACGGGCGCGCCGUGCCGCUCGGAGCGCCUGGCCAAGUACAACCAGCUGCUCCGCAUCGAGGAGGAGCUCGGCAACGACGCCGUGUACGCCGGCGAGUCGUACAAGCACAUCGGGUGGUAA